AGCCAUUUCAUUCAGUGUGGCGAGGUGCGGAGAGUCCCAUUCAUAAAAACCAAGGAGAGUCUUCGUAGCCAGCGGUGCCACGGGUGACGGAGGGGCGUGCAGCGGCCAGGACCCACCCCGCCGCCAGUGUCGUGCCCCCAGCCAGCCGCCCAGCACGAGAAAGGAGGCGCGAGGAGGGAAAUAGUGGAGGAAUAGUGGUUAAUCUGAGCAUGUGUGUGGUGGUGGUGGUGGUGGUGAGGGAGGGAGAGGGAGAAAGAGAGGGAGAGCUCGCUACCACAGCCCUCCCUUCUUCAUGCCUCCUCCUCCUCCUCCGCCGCCACCCACCCCUCCUGCCGCACCCCAGCAGUCCGCCCGGCGCCCUUGCUACGAACAGGGAGAGAGGGAGAGGGAGAAAGAGAGAGGGAGAGCAAGCCACCACAGCCCUCGCUUCAUGACUCCUCCUCCUACAUCUCCUGCGCCACCACCCUCCGCUGGAUUGCAUGAUGGCGUCGCCCUCCUCCUCCUCCUCCGCCUCUUCCUCCUGCACCGCCUACCCCUGCGUCUUCUCUUACUCCUCCGCCACCACCUCCUCCUCCAGCAUCGGCAGUGAAGGAAGGGAAGGGCGGAGGAGAGCCAUGGUAGUUGUCUGCACGCCGGAGGAAGUGAUGAAACCAAUGGCCGACAACACUGACUGACUGAUCGUGAGGGAAGGAAGGAGGCUGCACACAAGUGACUGAUGCUGGAGCUGACUUACGUACAUACAGCAUAACGACGUGUGUAUAGUGCUGUGGAGCGGCGGCUGAGGACAUGAUGCCCGACGUGUGCGUCCGGUGAUGUCGCAGGAUGGCCGGAGUCAAGGCGGGGGCGGCGCGGGUGGAUGUGGGGGGUCGGGCGCCCCCGCCAGCCCCCAGGGGAGCCCCAUCACGCUGUCCGUGCCCCGCCCAGACCACCAGCGCACCACCAACCUCUAUGUGGAUACGCCCUUCAAGCACCGCGUGGCGCCCCGCGCCCGCCCCUCCCACCACCACUCCCGCACCCACGUGGACCUGGCCCUGGUGCACGGCGCGCCCGCCCGCGUUAGCGGUAAGCGACCCAAGCUGGGCGUGACCCCUACCCCGGGCAAAGGAGUCCCCGCCAGCACCAGCGGCACUUCCCUGCAGCAGCAGCAGCCAGCAGGCAGCCGCACGCCAGUGAUCAGCAAGCAGCCGGCCGCCCUCACCUUCACCAAGAGCGGAAGGGAGGAGAGCGAUGGGGAGUCCAUCAUCUGCUCGUGGUGCGGCCGCUGCCGGUGCCAGGCGUGCACCAAGCCUCGGCCGCCGCCCGCCACCUGGCUCUGCCGCAACAAGUGCCUCUGCUCACCCGCCGCCGCCGUCGACUACGCUUCCUGCCUGUGCUGCGUGAAGGGCGUCCUCUACCACUGCGGCAAGGACAGAGAGUCUGGCCACGCCGCUCAGCUAGCCGACAACCCGUGCUCGUGUGGGGGGCGCCACGCCCUUCUGGGCUGGGCCUGCCUCGCCCUGGCCUCCAUCCCGCUGCCCUGCCUACUCUGCUACUGGCCGCUGACGGGGGUUCGCCACCUGCUGGAGAUGACCUACCAGCGGUGCACGAGCCACGGCUGCCGCUGCCCCCAGGGGCGGGGCCCGCGCCUCCAGCCUCCGCCGCCGCCGCCGCCCCCGGAGAAACGGCCGCUCCACGACUGCGCGUGAGAGAACUAGCGCCGCGCUGGCCGCCCUCCGCUGACGGCGGGCGGCCCGGCUCACCCUCUCAAGCUUUAAUACCCUCGGGCCAGGGUGGCCGCCAGGCCCCGCGCCCCGCCGCCCCGGGGAGCGCUGCUCGGUGCCGGUGGGGCGGGCGUGCGCCCCUCCUAGUCAUGGCCGCGCCCGCUGGCCGCCGGUCGCCUCUCGGGCACAUCAGGGAUCAAGGCCACGCCCACCAGUCCGCGGGCGGUGGAGGGGGCGGCAGCAACAGGCACCACAUUGUUAGUAAUUUAUUCACCGUUGAUUUGUCGGAGGAUGAAGCUUGUGUUGGGGGCGGCCGGCGGGGCGCCCCCGAUCCGCGCCGGAGUGAGGUGCCUCCACCCGCCCCGCCCCGCCCCGCCCCGCCCCGCCCAGUGGAAGCCACCAGGAUGAAUGGAGUGGGCCACCCCAGUACCUUCUAGUCGAUCAAUUAAUGUUGUUGCGCGAAUGUUGUUGUGGCGAAAAGACGGCCCGACUCUCCCCUCGCUGGCGGAGUGAGCGGGAAGGGGGCGGUUCUCCCUCCCUCCCUCAGUGACUGGCCUCAGCAGCCUGGGGGAGGCAGGCCCCCCGCGUCCUGAGGCGGCACCGUCGGCAGCGCAGUGCACAGCCUCACUCUGGCUUCCAUGGCCGCGGCGAGUGACUCGUGUGAGGCGAGCGCCAUCGCCGCCGCCGGAAAGAAAACUGGGAAACCUUUAUGAAGAAAAUAUAUAUACAUAUAUAAUAUAAAUAUAUACAGUGGAGAAAGUGUAGCAGUGGAGGCGGGCGUGCCAGUACGGGUCAGUGAGGAGGACGCCGCCGGAGGAAGACUUGGCGGCGACGACGACGUGACGUGCAAGAAAGUCUAUUUUUGAGUGGACGUUUAAAAAUGUUUUUCGUCAGAUUUUAACGAUAGUUAUUUGUUGAGUCGUCGAGGCGAGUCGUUACGAGAGUCGUUAGUCAGUCCGAGAAUAUUUAGGAUGAGUCUUCCUCUCACCAGCCUGAGAGACAGACUGAGAGAGAAUGAGAGAAAGAGAGCGAGAGUGAAAGAGUGUGAGUCGAGUCAACCAGUCAGUCAGUCAGUCAGUCAGUAAGUCAAGUUAGUCAGUCGUAAACACUGGGACGUGACGAGCGGUUCCCAGUCUUCGGUACUACUGUCAUGAGGCUCAAUAUUGCGUGUCACAAACUCAGGGGUCUCGACCUCUGUCCCCCCAACCCAUAACCCCCAACCCAUCAACCCCAUUACCUUCCUCCUCUCCCCCAUCCCCCCACACUCCACUCAUCUCCCAUCCCCCCUCAUCCCUCCCCCCCCCACACACACAAGCAUGAAGACUGACCACUCGCUUGUCAGAUCCCAUAAAGUAUUUUUUUAUUGCUGUAGAAUAUUUAAAUAAAACAAAAGGUCUAAAAAACAUGAAGAGGCGAGGACGUGAACGGCCGGGCAUGCUACAAGGGGCGUGGUGGUGGUGGUGGUAGUGGUGGUAGUUGUAGUGGCGGUGUCUCUUCCCCCACCUCCACCUCCUCCUCCUCCUCCUCCUCUCAUUUAAACCAUUCCUUAGUGCUGGGGUUGGUGGAGAGGGGGAUAUGAGGUGGUAGUUAUGUAGGAGAACUUACCACUACCACCACUACUACCACUACUACGACUACUACUAUUAUUACAUGCCACCAGUUAGCCCCUCCCUUCCCUGUAGUAGUGUGGACCGGUCGUAUUCCUGAUCCUCUUGUCCCUCUUUUCCCCUCCCUCUCCCUUCCACCUCCAUGGCCCUCACCUCCUCCUCCACGUCCCCAUGUGUAUGCCCUUGCCACCCCCCGCGUCUGCCCCCUCUGUCCCCUCCCUCUCCUGAUGUGUUUCUUAUCUUGCCAUUUCAUCCGUAUCAUCAUUGUCAUCCAUCUCCUUCACCCAUUUUAUUAUUAUUAUUAUUCUCUCAUGUUUUGCUCAUCUCCAUUUUUUCCACCUUUUGUCCCUUUCCCAUGUGUUAUAGUACUUCUCCUCCCCUCGCUCCUCCUCCUCCUCUUCCCUUUGUUGAUGUGUUAAUAAGAUUUAUCGAACAAAUAAUGAUUUUUGUUUCUCCCCUCUUGUAAAGUUACUGUACAGAAUUGUCUAUGGAGAGAAAGAUGAAGAGAGAGAAUGAGUAUGAGUCAGAGAUUAAGUGAGAAAAGAAUGUAUUAUGUGUGCGUGUGUGUGUAUGUGUUCGUAUGUUUGUGUGUGUGAAUGUUAACUAUUAUCGGUGUAUAAUUCUUCAUUGAAUAACUGCAUUCGUAUGUUUCAGAUACUAUAUCGGCAGUUACUGUAUGUAUGUAAAUAAAUACUGAGCAAUGAAAUAAUAACAAAAAGAUGAAGAUUUA
Eriocheir sinensis (Chinese mitten crab) is the source of this 4037-nucleotide messenger RNA. Its product is annotated as protein sprouty homolog 3-like. Lineage: Eukaryota; Metazoa; Arthropoda; Malacostraca; Decapoda; Varunidae. Gene Ontology annotation, biological process: negative regulation of fibroblast growth factor receptor signaling pathway; negative regulation of MAP kinase activity; multicellular organism development. Bases 813 to 1685 code for a protein of 290 amino acids. The record is from RefSeq and is a predicted model, not a curated record. The transcript has 2 exons. Gene Ontology annotation, cellular component: cytosol; membrane.